Molecule: messenger RNA, 896 nt
Organism: Zingiber officinale
Lineage: Eukaryota; Viridiplantae; Streptophyta; Magnoliopsida; Zingiberales; Zingiberaceae
Product: zinc finger A20 and AN1 domain-containing stress-associated protein 5-like
Exons: 2
Coding region: 228-740 (170 amino acids)
Molecular function (GO): DNA binding; zinc ion binding
Source: RefSeq, a predicted model, not a curated record
GCCUGGCGGCUUCCUGUUUCCAAUCCCAGCCUCAGAAACCGACUCCACCACCACCGCCUCCUUUCCCUUUCCCUUUUCCCUGCAUCUUCUAAACCUCAUCGCCUUUCUUAAAUCAGUUCACCUGCGUGCUUCUUGCUAUUCCAUCUGCUUUCCCCUUCUUCUUCUUCUUCAUCGUCGUCAUCUUCUUCUUCAAGAUCGGACGAUCCGGAAGGGGAAUAAGCCGGAGGAUGGCCGAGGAGCAGCGACUGCAGGAGAGCCACCGCCUCUGCGCCAACAACUGCGGCUUCUUUGGCAGCCCCGCGACGAUGGACCUCUGCUCCAAGUGCUACCGCGAUCGCUGCCUCAAGGAGGAGCAGCAGCAGCAGCAGCAGCGGCAGAAGAACUGCCUCGCCUUCCCCGUCUCCUCCUCGUCGUCCCCUUUCGCCGCGGCUGAGGCGACGGGUCCCUCCGCCGCGACCGCCUCCCCGACCUCUUUGUUCUUUUUGGCGGACGCUGUGGAGGAGGAUGCGGAAGAGAAAAAGGGGAAGGCGGUGGCGGUACCUGGGCAGCCGAACCGCUGCGCGAGUUGCCGAAAGCGGGUGGGGCUGACGGGAUUCAAGUGCCGGUGCGGCGCUACCUUUUGCGGCGCGCACCGACUGGCGGAGCUGCACGGCUGCACCUUUGAUUUCAAGGCCGCCGGCCGUGAGGCCAUCGCCCGUGCCAACCCCGUCGUCAAGGCCGACAAACUUCAAAAGAUCUAAAAUGGUUUCCACGGCCCCUGCCUGCCGAUCAACUGCUCCGAUGUCGCCGUCGUUGGUUUCCUUUCUCCGGUGUUUGUGCUCUAUGAUUUCCUUUCUUUUCUUUUCUUAUUGUUUUAGUUAUUGUUUUAGUGGGAGAAGAUGAUGAAUUGAUGAACA